AUGGGAUUGUACGAGGAUGACAGGCGGUGUAAAAUUUUGUCAAAUAGUAUGAGGAGUUCUAAACAAGACUUUGGUAUAUAUACUAUCGCAUUUUUGAUGUGCGCCGGGACAAUGGAUGAGAGGAGUUAUCAUGGUGCACGGUGUUUCGCAGAUACAUCUGUGAUAGGAAAAAAUCUGGAAUAAGUUAAUAAUAGGCUUGAAGUAUGGACAGUAGCACUUGAAGGAAUGAGACUAGGGACAAGUAAAAGUAAACCCGAGUAUGAGUUUGGAAGAAUAUCAUAAAACAGCUAACGAUAAUAAGCAGUUAUAAGCGAGGUUGAGAGUUUUAAUAACUUAAGAACUUUUAUACAAAAGAACGAUGGCUUUUAUGAGUAUGUGAAACAUUGGAUUACUUGUGGUCGGAUAUGUCGUGACGAUUGAAUUUUUUUGAACAGAACACAGUUUAGCGCUGAGUUCGGUUUUUCCCCGAAUGAAUGUGAAUAUUUUAAACUUUUUUUGGUUUUUAACCGAACAAACAAAUAAACGCAGAGGAGGCUUGGACAUGAUAAAUCGGAUUGACGAAAUUUCACGAUCUGUAAGUUCACGUAAAAUUUUAAACUCGAAUGAUUCGAUAAUCGAUAAUUCUGUAUCCUAAAAUUAUAAAAAGCAAAUAAAAAUUAUAACCAAUAAAAUAACAUUGUUCCCAACCUUAUAGAUUAUAAUAUUACCUGAGAUCUUAUUUGUAUAUUUAUUGUGACUUAUGAGUAUUGUUUUUUUUUUCUAUGAAAAACGAAAUUAGUGUAGUAUUAAGUUAAAACUAAAUUUUCACGGGAUGGAUAUUGUGUUUUACUAUUUGAAACGCGUCUCGAGUCGCCUCUCGUAAUAAUAUUUCAAAAAAAAACAAAACAAAAAAACAAAAGAAUAAAGCGUUUUUCCCAUUUUGUUUGUCCGCAGGUGACCAGUACGUACUGGAAACGAUGUACGAACACAAAUUCGAGCGGAGCGCCUACCAGAUGAUCGUGGGCCCGUUCGGCGGCGGUUCGGGCAGCAGAGAUUUCGUGUGCGUCACUUCGCUGGACGGCACCGUCGUGGUGUACGAGCAACAGACGUUAGGGUUCCACGCGGCGUGGCCCAACUACCUGCACCCGUUCCCCGUGAAAUACGUCCUGUCCUCGGACGCGUUCGUCACGGUUAACGCCGACCUGUGCAUAGUCUGUUACAAGUGAGAGGCGUGUUUUGUACGGUACCUAAACCCCCCGGAAAAAUUUGCCGUGUUCAGGCAUAGAUAAUAACUCUGUGUGCUUAUGUCACACAGAGACAUGCAGUAGUGUAGGACACAUAGGGACAGCGUACUAAAAUUAAGUUACAUAUGAUAUUAAAUUACACUUUUAAUGAAAACAAGUUUUAUGUAAAUACAAUUUAAAAUAUUUAUAAAUUUUACAAAGAAAAACAAAUUUCAAAAUUACUACUAAUAUAAAGUACUAAUUUCUAUUGCAUAGCAUAUUUUUAAUAUUUAUAGUGCACAUACAUAUAUCUAAAAGUUUUCUGCCGGACAUAUUAAUAUAUGCCCUAGUUGUAAAGCUACAACUGUCAUGUUGAAAAAAAAAAAAAAAAAUGCUGAAAACCAUAGGUAUAUCACAGACAUUCGUUGAAUAUGCACAAAAGUAUAACCUUCUAUUUUUGAUGUCAGUUAAAAAAUUAAGUCAAUUAAAACCGAAUCAUUUUUAUUUUAUUCGUCGGAACGUGGCUAAAUAGAUUUUAAAACAAUAACGUUAUUACGAAUUCAAUAUUUUUAAAACGUUUUGAAUUCUGAAAACUUUUUCGUUUUUGUACUUUAUUAUACAAGGUGAUCCUUUUAUCGCUAACCGGCUAUUAUAAUAAUAUCCUUUGUGUAAACUUUUGAGUAUAAAUUUUAUUUUGGUUUUUUUGAACCCCAUUAUAAUAUAGAAUCGAUCUGGGUUCACGGUAUGCAUUCAAAAUUUAAUAACCACCCUUAUACCUUGUAUCGUCGUCGAUUUUAAACCCAGAUUCGAAAACAAAAUAUAGAUACUAUCCUAUAACCUAGCCAACUUUUUUCUGAAAUUGAAAUUUGGUACUUUUUAUUAUUUUAAAGAAUGUAAUAACCACUACACCAAUAUAUUCAUGUAAUUAUAAAAAAUUUGGAAAAUAAUAUACACAAAGUUUUAAUUUACAUCUGUACACAACGAUAAAUAAUUGCUGACAAUAAAAGAUUUUGAGCGAAGCUCAGUUACAAAUGUUCAAAACAUGUCGCGAUUUGUAUGAUUUUCGUCAACGUAUAAUAUAUGUAAACGAUUACUAAAAAAAAGUACUAUAAUACGAUCAAAUUAUUUCUUUUAUAUACAGUUUGUAAUGAACUUAUACUAAAUUGUCAAGCAUUUUUAUUCAGCCAAACAAUUUAAUCCACAUAAUAUACACUAGAUAAAAACUAAAAAAAACGGACAUACUUUGCACGUGGGUGGGCCACUGUUGUAGGUGAGAUUUUAGGAAGGUAGUAGACAGGAAAUUGAAUGUAUAUCUGUAUAAGCAACGAUAAACCAUCGUUAACGAAAAAACGAAGCGGAGUUCAGUUGAUAAAGUUGAUUUGUCAAUAAUAUAUAAGUCACAUUAUGGUAAAAUAAUUACAUACAUAUUAUAUAUUUUCUUUAAUUUUAAUUCUUUAAUUAUAUUUGUUUAAUAUUGUAUCUAUUUUCCUGAUUUUUCCCAUUCGUUGAGAAAAUUAAAAAAACGAUAUCCUUAGGGUACCUCAUCAGACAGAUUUUAUUAUAGAAAGAGUGCUAUCAUAGUGAAUCAGAGCAAUAUUUCUGUUAAAAAGUUGUUUACAGAUAAAAAAUAAAUAAAUAAACAUCAUUGAAAAAAACAAAAGCUUCGUAAAUAUUGAGUAUCUAUAAAUAGCUCAACAAUUUCCAGAAUAAUUUAAACAUUUUACCAAUUUCACGAUUAUUUUAAUCGAAUUACAAAAAAACAAAAUUGAUGAGAAUAAAACCGGCAAUGCCAAACAUUUUCCCGGUUUUUCAUAAAUUCUUAUCCAGUUAUUUCCACUUAUUAAAAUAGUUACCUACACAAAAAAUCAAAAAAUGAAUUUUUUUAUACAAUUAGUCUCUGCGUAUAUUUAUAACUGAAUUACAGCAAAUAAAUUCACAAAAAUUAAAAAUCUUUUAAAUCUCAAAAAUACCUCAAAAGUCGUGGCGAUGAUACCGUAAGAAAUUAAAUCAAAAAGACAACAAAAUAUGUGUCUAGUGAUAUUUCGUUUAAAUCAUUUUUUCUGGUAGAAAACGUUUUUCGUGUUUUUCUAAAAUAAUGAAAUCGUGAAAUUUUACGUUUUUUCCCACCUAAUUGCUUUUAUUUAAAAAAAAUGACGUUGAAAAUCAAAAAAAUGACUUUUUUAAAGUACACAAUUUAAACAACUUGAGCUAUCAAGAAAAGUUGCUGCACGUAAAAAUCGGAGCAAGUUUACUCAGGAAAAAUGUGUCCACAGACUAGAAGAAGAAAAAAAAUAAAUAAACAUCUUAGUAAAACCAAUAGCUCCCCCGCCACGCUCGGAAUCUAAAAAAAAAAAAAAAAACACACAUUAUAGUAAAACUAACACGUCAGUUUUCGCUACGCUCAAAGUCUAAAAUGGUUCGAAAUCGGGACACGGUUUUCAAAAAUUUUGAUAAUAUCCUCCCAAAAUGUCCGUCCAUUUUACGUCUGGUGCCCACAGGUACUGUAGUUUAUAGGUAUUGAAUUAUACAACAGUUAUCGGUCGGUACUGUAUGUUUAGUAUUUUGAUCCGGUGAUAAUAUUAUAAUAUUCCCGUUGCAAAUUUGGAUUUACGAAUUAUACGAGAAUUAAUAAUAAUAGAUUAUAAUUAUUAUAAUUAUACUAGGAAGUCACGGAUGGCAAUAUGCUGCAUGUGCGGUAUUAUUUAUGUAAAUGUAAAGGAUAUUAUGCAAUAUGUGUCUCUGAAGGGUGGAACGCAAUACACGUUUCAAAUAGACUUCUCCUCCCUCCCCCCGUCGUCGAUAACUGGCCGUCCUGAUAAGUUCGUUCGAGGUGGGGGGGGGUGGGGGAGAUACAAAAUUAAAUUCCGGAAAAAUCCAAAAAAAAUCACGGUACAUAUUAUUAAUUUUCAUUCGGACGAAUUUUCGCGAACGAAAAAUCUCGUUUCCUAUCUCGUUUCCUAAAAAUCUAAUCCUAUUAAUCCACUGUUUAGAUAAAUACUCGACGUUUCGUUCGAGGUAUAGACGUCGAGAUUUCAAAUCGAAUAAAAAAGAGUUCGCGUAUAUUAAACUCGGUUCCGAGAUUUGUUUUAUAAUAAUAUUCUGUGCGAAACGAGGAACGUGUUUGUCUUACUAUAAUGUGAUGUCAUUGUUUUUUUUUUUUUUUUUUCUGUAAACGAGUUUUUGACAUGUAAAAUGUUUAUGCACUCUUAUUGCUCUGGCAAUCAAUUUAAGGGGUGUAUUCAGGCAAUAUAUUUUCUCGAGUCGAUGUAAUGGAAAGGUCAUUUUUUGAUUAUCCUUGUAAUUUUAAACUAACUUUUCUGUACGUUUUAAGGGUUAAUUAACAUUGGCGAAUUUUAAUUAGCUAUAUUAUAGAGACGUAUGCACAUUCAAACGCACUCCAAUAAAUAAUAAAAUAUUAAACGAUUGUUGUGACGUAUAAUGUACGUGCAGUGUACUUGUAUUAUGUCUAAUACAUUUGAAAUAAGUGUAUAUUUUUUAAUGAAAAAAAAUAGUUAAUAUACCGCUCCCGCGUAAGCCACUGUUAUGAGUGGGUAGGUAGUUGGAAAAGUAACGUAUUUUUUUUUAUCGCAUAAUACAUUGGUAUUUACACGUUAAUUGAGAUAAUAUGUGUAGGAGGUGAACUCGUCCGAGGUAUUAUUCCACGCGGUAAAAAUACAGUACAGUCGACUCUCGAUAAUUGAAACCUUCGGUCCCGAAAAAAUCUCACAGUGGUUCGAACGGAAACAGUACACUCGGCAAUUGAUAGGAAAAUUUUGUGGAAAACCAGCCGCCAACGCGCGACAAUAGUAAUUAGAAGUUUCGUCCGUUCAACGCUCGGCAAUUCGAAGUGUAUUCACCAAAUGUACGUAUUUCUUUAUAUCCCAUCGUUAAUAAUUUACCAUAAAAAUUGUGUGUACAUUUAUUGCUCAUUAUUUCCGAAUUAUUAUCAUAGGUACGAAUACAUAAUAUUAUACAUUGUAUAUGUGUGCUAUACAUUAUAUGUAUAGUCACAAUGCGUUCAAUGCAUUAUACAAUUUUUAAAAAACGAUGAACAGUUGUAAUACGGUCAAAUUUGACGAAACAUUUAAUAGUUAUAAACGAUUUUUUUCUUAACUCGGUAAUUUAAAUUGAUUUUUUCCAAACUUCACCAACUUCGAAUUACCGAGAGUCGACUGUGAUAAAAAAUUAUUUAACCUUAUAAUAUUUUAAGAACAAAUAUAGUCAAUAGUCGUGUGUGUUUUUGUGCGUAAAAUAUAAUACCAUAAGUAUUAUUUUCAAGUUUAUAUGAUAUUAUACGAUUAUUACAUUAUUAAAGUACUUGUUUUUUUUUUAUGUUUAUCAAUCAUUUUCAGUUAAUUAUUCUCGUAUUUUAUUCAAUUUUNCUAGGUACCUGCAUAAAAUGUUUUAAUAUUAUUAUUUAUUUUGAAUUUGUAUUUUCAUCGUCACGAAUUAUAUUAUUAUGGGCGUUUUGCAAUAAAAUCAUUGUACGUCCUUUUUCGAUUUUUCUUAAAUAGCGUCGAUCAUUCGACAUAUUAUAUUAAUAGAGUUUUAAUCGACACAACCAUAACAUUAAAACAUCUAUCCGGGGAAAUUGAUUAUGCAUUUUUUUUCCUGCAAAUAGUCGACUAUAGAUUUAUUUUUCGUUAUUAUAAACAUUUUGUUGCGUACGAUUCGUCGGUAUUUCGUGGAACACAUCUGACUUCUAAAUAAUGCUCUUUGACUGAUACUUUAGAAUGCUGCAACGCGUUCUCGAUGUUUACGAAUAAUGAUAAACCGCUUAAGAGGACGCCUAACGUAUAGAAUUCGACAUCUCUGUCGAUGGCAAUAUCAUCAAUGAUGUCGAUAUCUAUGUCAAUGUCAGUAUUAGUACAGUUUUUCGAAUGAAAUCUUAAUCUGCUAUUUCUGUAUUAUGAUUUUUUCGAAUUCCUUUAAACAAAAUGAAAAUAAAAUCGAAUUGAAAGAAAAACCAAUUGAAAAAACCGUCCUAUCAUAAACAUUUAGCACAAUUUACAAUGUUUAUUUCGGCACCAAUAUCAAGUUUAUACAAGGAACGAGGCUCGAGCGACUCGGUACUAUUAUAUUAUUGAAAGUACAUAAACACAGUUCGUGUCCGUUGAUAGACAGAAACAACAUUUCGACGUUCGGCGUCCUCUGAAGUCGUAAACAUAUUUUUUUUUUGUUUUGUGUUUUUUUUUUUUUAGAUACCAGGAACUAGCAAAUUCAAGUCAAAAGCAAAAAUGGCCCGUCUGGUCGAGUAAUUUGGGCGAAAUCGUGUACGACAUUCAGACGGCACAACCACAACCGACUGCGACUACAAUUCACGUGAUCGGCGAACGAAAUUACUACUGUUUUCGAUGCGACGGCGUAUUGUGGUUUAUGAAACGGCUCCAGUACGCUCCUUGUUGUUUUUACCCUUAUAUUUUGGGUAAGUACCUACCUAUAUACAGGUAAGAGAAAUCUUUUACCGACUAUAGGAAAUGUUAUAAUAUUAUUAUACUCGUAUAGGUAUAUUAUUAAUAGCAAUUUAAUAUUCUCCACCGUCUAAAAUUAUUUCAUCGCUCCGUUCGAGAUUCAUUACCGCCGAUUCCAUACCGAUUUUUGAAACCGCGCGUUUAUUAGCGCAAGGUCAUCUUAUAUUACUUAUAAUUCGUCCGAUUUCAAAGAUAAAGAAUAGUUUGAAAUUAUCACGGUCGAAAUAAAAUUAUUACGGACCGUAUACGGACCAAAUUUUAAUUUAAAGACACAAAAUGAGAAAAAAAUAAAUGAUAGAUGAAAUACUGAACAUUUUUUUUUUUUUAUGAUAUUUGACAUCUGUUUCGAUUGAUGAUUAUUGUCGAUAAGCGUUUCUGAUAAGUGUUAUUUCGUGUUGUCAUCACCGUGUAAAACUACACAAACUCGAUACAUCUCGUUGUGAGAAGACUGAAACUACUCGCCACGAUUCUGUGGUUGACAACUUGAAUUUUUUUCCAAUUGUAUGUUGUUUAAGAUAAACAAAUCUAUCAAAAAACACCCCGAAAUUUGGAGAUCCGGGACUCGGGACCGGAUAUAUAGUCGUGGUUAUAAGAGGUUUAGAAAUGAUAAACUGGAACAGUGAACACAUAAUCAAAGGAACAGUGUUUGUGAUAGUAACGCUUGUCCUGAUCGAUGGACCGUUAAGCUGAUGAAGUUGAAGAGUAUAGAUUUUUUUUUUUGUCCACAGGUGAACAUCCUGACACUAAGGUCAUGUGCAUGAUCGUAUCCGAUACCGACACGGUUUUACUGUACGAUCAGACGAAACUUCGAUGGUCCGCCAAAUUGCCCUACCGUCCGUGUAUUAUCGCCAGAGCUUCGUUUAAAGUACGACGUUUUUUUCAUUUUCGUAAAAUCUAUAAUCCUGAUUAUUAUUAUCACGAUUUUUAUUAUUUAUCGACGGACGUCGCAGGCGUUGCAAGGUUGUCUGGUAUUGUUGUCGGAAACGGGCGAUUUGCAAUUCUGUUAUCUGGGCACCGAACCCGCGAUAUUUAUGGCUCCUGAAAGGCCCAAGACCAAAGACUAUAAUGACAACAAGAACCAAUUGAUUCAGUUGAAGAAAGACUUACAAAAUAUAUCCUUCAACGACGGUGAUUAUAUUAUAAUCGUACACACAAUAAUUAUAUUACUAUAUUUAGUGUACAAAACAACCGUUUAAAAUAUCGUAUUACCAAAAAAAAAAAAAAAUUAUUAUCGUUUUCAGGUAUUUAAAUUACAACGAUCUUCUGAAAUUAUGUCUUUCUAUAUCAAUGUGCUGUCCCGGUUUAUAGUUUCCGUUUUUUCGGCUAACAAUUACGUAUUCUGUUUUGUCAUCGUUAACAAUUAUCAAUUACCUGUAGGCCAUUUUUCUAAUGGAUGGGACAAACUAGUGCAGUACUCCAGUCCACUGGACUGAAUCUUUCCUCAGACUGUAUUGUACUUUCUAUAACGCUAGGUAUUCUAUUUUUGGUUGCAUCCAAAAACCGCACACAUAUGGUUUCCAUCCCAAAAAUGUCGGUAGACAAAAACCGCACACUCCAUCGGUUGACAAGUAGAUUAGGUUAGGUUAGGUACAUUGUUUACCUAAAUACCGCACACCUACAGUGGGGUAAAACUGUACGCUAAUUAUAAAAUAUAUUAUUAUAUAAAAAUAAUUAUAUGAUAUUUUGUUAUAUGAAAAUAUUGUCCAUCCAAUUGAAAAACAAAAACAAGUUAGUUAAUGGGCACAUUUUAAUUUUAAUAUUAUAUUUCAAUACAUCAUUUUAUAUUAUGUUGUGUUUAAUUUUAGAAACACUUGUUUAAAUGUUGGGAAGAAUUUUCGAAGGGUUGACAUCGUUUAAAAUUUCUAAAAAACAUUCGUACUAAUAAUUAUAUAAAUAUUUUCAAUUUUUUAAAAAAACAUCGGCUUUUCGCUUAAAAUUUUGAUAAUUUUUUUAGUUGAUUUUAUAUUAAUAUCGAACAACACUAAUUAAGAUACAAUUAUAUUUUUUGAUUAAUUAUUAAUAAAUAAUAGAUAAUUCAUCAUUUUAAAAUGUGCGAUUUUUGGAUAUAAAAAUUCAUCGCUAUUUAUUAGAUCCUAGUCCAUGGUUUUCUUUUAUUUAAUUUCUGAUAUUUUACCUGAAAAUAUUUAAGUAAUAAUAACAUUUGGAAAAGAGUAAUAAAACGUUAGAAAGCACAUCGCGAAAACACUUUCGGAAAUCAUUCUAUUUACAUUUUUCAAACGUUUACAAGACAUUAUAAUGUAAUCAAAUACUAAUAUUGUUUUUAUUUUAUUUAUCAGUGGCUUAUAUAUUUAUGUUUUAAUUUGUAUCUUGUUUUUAUUCAAACAAAUCCACGUAAAGGAACUAUUGAAAGUAUAUUUAUAUAUUUCAUAUUUCAAAUUUAAUUAAACAAAGAAAUGUUAUAUUAAAGAAAAUAAUAUGAAUUUCCGCUGUACCACAUAACGAAACUUUUUUAUUUUGUUUUCUAUAAAACCUGUAUUUAGAAACAUUAUUGAAUAUACAAAAAGUAAUAGUAAAAAAAAGUUAAAUAAAGAAAUAAAAGUUAUAAGUGUGUUGAAUAUUUUUACACGAACGCGUUGAUCGGAAUAUUGAUAAUAAUAAUAACAAUUUAUUCAAAUCAAUAAAUAAGGCCAAAGCCCAAAAGUGCACAUUAACUUGGAUGAAAAAAAUAAUGAAAUAGGCCUAAAUGGUGAAGAUGUGGCGAAAAAAUUUCCAUUCGGGUCGCACGAGUACGUACUAAUAACGCACUGAUUUUUGAAAAAAGAAAAAUGUAGAAAAACCGGGUUUUCACCCUAGAAAGGGGUGGGAGCUGGAGAAAUGUAAAAAAUCGUUGAACGGAUAAUUGAAGUUUGAGUCAUAUGAAUCACGCACUAAUUAAUGGAAAAAAACAACGAUUUUACAACUCGGGAGGAGGGGGCUGAUGAAAUGCACGCAGUGUAAUUUAGGCCUAUAAGGCUUCAAUUUCAUUAUUACAUCUUCACUCAUAAGCUGUCAUCCAUUAUUUUAUUACUUAUGGAUACAACGCACAAUAGAAGAGUUUCACUUUCGCGUAUCAAUCUGUCUGUGUUUUCCGUCGGUUCUCUUUUGUUAGUAAUAUUGUACUAGUAUUGUACAAUCAGUAAGUGACCAGUGGAUAAAGUGGGGAAACGAAGAGGGGCGGCGGAGUGGGCGGACUUUAAUAGUCUUUAAUCUUUAAUAGACUUUAAUAGACUUUAAUAAUAAUAAUAAUAGGAGGGGGGGGGUCUUAUUUAAGAUAAAAAUAAUAAAAAAUAAAAUAAUAAUGAAAAAUUCGAUUCGCAAUCAAACGAUUAAUCACUUUUUCGACUAAUUGUUCAUAAAAAUAUUUGACCGUGAAAAAAAAAAUUCGAAUAAUCAUUGAUAUACAAUUGACGAGAAACGUUUUACAAUGGAUAAACAAUUUACACAAAAGGAGAUUAACGGAGCCACGGGGCGGUAAAUAGGUAAGUAAAUAUACAUUAGCUGUGGUUAAUCUCCGUCAAGACGUUAUAAUUUAGUAUAUAGGUAGCGGUACUUUCGGAAAGUUUGUUCGGUAAAUUUAUUCAGACAUUCAGAGUUAAUUGAAUCGGAUUUCUCUGGGGCUCUGUUAAAAAUAAAUAACUUCAAGUUCUCGUCGCGGCCGUGAUUACAAUAAUAUAGUUUUGAUAUCCAAACGAAAACGAUUUUUACUUUACAAGCGUUUAUAAAUAUAUAUUUUAAAAUGUCGGUGUAGUUUAAAACGCAGCAUAUACAUUGUUCUCGCUAUACGUUGUCAGAUAAUUUAAUUCUUCAAUUAUUAACGAAUCCCCUAAUUAAAAACAAAUAAAUAAAAUGUCCAUUAUCGUAAAUAUAUUUAUAUUAUAACAUUAAGAAUUAAAAUACAAUCUCUCGUUUUAAUCAGAAAAUAAAAUGUGCCUAUUUUAGACUCUGAGCGAAACUAAGAACGUAUUGGUUUAAACAAAUUUUUUACCAUAAAUCUCGCUCCGAUAAUCUGCUACUUCGCGGUUGGUUUCUGGUAACAGAAUGUUGAUGCAUUUAAAAGGUUAUUUUUUAGUUUUCCUUGUUAUUGUGUUUAACUAUUGGGAACAAAUCAUAAAAAAAAAAAAAAAAAAAAAAAAAAAAAAAUGUGCGCAAUUACGAUUUUUGUUACUUUUGAUUUUUUUGUUUUAAUCAGUUAAAAAUAACCCCGAAACUUGAAAUUGUUACCGAAUACUGAUAUAUCUGUUCGUAAACGUAGUACAAAAGUUUAAGUGGCUUUUACUGAGCUAUUUACAUUUGACAUAUAUUUAUUUUUUAUUUGGUUUUAUAUCGACAACGUUUUGUUAGCUUAUUAAAAAUGCUGUAAAUGAAAAUGAUAAGUUGUAAUUAGUGAUCAGAUCAAAAAAAAUGUUCAAUGAUUUUAUAAUUUUUUUUAAAAAAGGUUUAAAGUUCAAAUUUUAACAAACAUCACGGUAUUUCAUAAACAUAUUUAGUCAAGCUUCGCUCGCGAUCAAUUUUUCGUUAUCAAUGAUUCUUUGUACUGAUACAAAUAAAAUUAUAAUCUAUCCAUCUUGCCUUACCAACUUUUCAAUAAAACUGGCUUUAAAACGCCUUACGUUUAUUAUAAAUCCUUUGUUUCCGCACGCCACGGGUUUUCAACGACUAGUUUUAUGUUUUUCAGUUUUUACCAAGAAAAAUAGCACGCCUGCUACUUUUUUGGAACAGCGUUAGAUUUGAACGUGGUGGAUUUUGUUUUUAUUUUUUCGACAUUUGUAUUGCUACAGGCCACUGUGGUUGUGCAAUUAUCUUAUUAUUUCUCUGGAAACUGUGUAGUACACCGAAUCGGAAUUUCCCACAUACUCGUUUAUAGUUUGGACGGCAAUGUAAAUACUUUUUUUUUUUUUUUCCGGAAGUGUUUUGAUCAAUGCUAUGCAAAUAGUAAUGCCAUAAUAUAUAUACUUAAAUCAAUGUUUUAUUUUAAACGAUUUUUGUCGAACUCUGUCGUUUUAUACAAUAAGCAUAUUAAUUUUGAUUGUUUUGUUUCAAGAGACCGACGCCCCGCCGUUAUUGAAAUUGACUUCACGCGUAUUGAACGUUCGUUCGGAGGACUCGCGAAAACUUUGCGACAUCGAAAUCGACGUAACGCCGUCCCUGGCCACGUCUACAGUGCAAAUUUCAUUCCUAGUGGUCGCUCCGCUCGCCGUUUCGCCCACGGUCAUCCAUCUGAAAGACUUGAGUGUGUAUACUAUAUUUGUUGACGUGUAUUGACGUAUUUACAAGUCAUAAAUAUCAUAAACGUUAAAAAUCGGAACUGCUACGCCAUAAUACUAUAAUGUCUGUACAUAUUUCACAAAUAAUCAAACGACGGUAACGGAAAAUGCACAAUAUAUUAUCAUUAUCAAAUAAAUAUACGAUGCGUAUUACAUUCGUUACGUACCUUUACCGUUAGAUCAGAACGUUUGACUGACGAAAUCCGUAUACGAAAAAAAAAUUAUAUCCGUUCACGUUUGACGGGGUGUAAGUGAAAAUAAAUCGUAAUAUAUUUGCGUAAAUAUUGCAAAUAAUACAAAAUAUUAUAUUUGAUAUAAUAUUCGCAUUCGAUUGGUAUUAAAACGUUUUCAAUCAUAUCCGUUAGCACGAUAUCGUCCGGAAUAAUAUAACAUUUCGAGACUAUCAUCUCUGAACUGCUUUAACUGUUUGUUGCUUGAAUUGUUUCAAGUAAGUAUACCCUGCCGAGCGGUUCGAUCGGUUAAGUUUUAAAUUUCACAAAAACUAUAUUAUUCACUUAAUAUACAGCGCGUGAUCAAUCCUCGAUAAUACACGUUCAUUAUCUAGGAAUGUGUUUACUUUUUUGGGAAUUUUUUUUUUUUGACAAUUUAAGAAAUAAUAUGCUUUAAAAUGUUACGCCGCCACUGUUUUUUGUCACCCUUAUUUCUGGGGGGGGGGGUGAAAUCAUUACCCAAUUUCGAUUUUAAAAUUCCAUUAAAAAUAAAAUUCUAGUUGAAAUAUAUUUUGGAUUUUCAAUUAGACGUAUUCAAUUCCCGUCAACGCGUUGACGAAAUAUUCUACUUAUAAGUCGGGAUAGUGGGAGAGGAGUAGCGGAGCACUAUUCAAACGGCUCGUACCGCGCCAUGACAUAUAUGAAAAACAAAAAACGGAAAUGUAUAAUUCUCUAGAGCUGCUACUUUUUUCAAUUGUAAAAAUAAAAUAAAAAUCCGAAUAAAGUAUUAAUUUCCGAGGCAAUGAGUGUCUUAUCGAAGAUUGAUCACUCUGUAUAAUAAAUUAUUAACAACUAUCGUUUUUAGUAAACACCGAUUAUUUUCUCUUUGGGAAAUAAUUUUAGACACAUACAAUUCUCAAGUUUAAUAUCAUACAUUAUUUCUCCUCCCUUCUUUUGUUUUUCACGAUAAAUCUACAACCACGAAUUUAGAUUUUUAAACGACAAAUACGCUUAAUAAUUUAUAUUUAACAUCAAUUAUUUAAAAAAAAAUUAACGGUGUUUUUGUUCGAGAUUUUCCUAAUAUAUAAUAUGAAGGUUCGUGGAAAGAUGGGUACCUAUAAUAAUCCAUUUUUCCAAUUAUGAGAUAAUCGUAUUGGUUACCAAUCGACGGUACUUUCAGAUAAUAUACGAGCGUUAAAUACCAUUUGAUGGAAAAAGUUUCUGGUGGAUGAUAUUGAACGAAAAGGAUUGGACGUACUGCUUAAAAAAUAAUAUGAUCCAUCGAGCAGCUGUAAAGGAGUUUUGCACAAUUAAACAAUUUUUUUAAAAAAUUAGUAGUCUAUUUUUUUAAAAAAAUAGACUACUACUACUUCCCCUGUAUCCUUCGUAAUUCACACGUAUUUUUUUUCAACCGUUACACUGGCCGAAUGGAAUAUUUUUCUAAUUAUUUUACAUUGCUGUUAUGCGUUGUGUUUGUAGCGGAAACCGUGACAAUCCGGGUGAUCGGACACAGAGAAAACGACGAUUCCGAAUCCGUUGUAUCUUCGGUGGAGUGCACGAUUUGCGCGUAUUAUUCGAGAAGUUUGGACGUGCCGGGAUCGAUACAGGAGACGAUACGGUUGCCGUUAUCGUUGGUUUACGAAGUCCAUUCGGUGCCGUCUUCAGACUUCGGUUGGUCCGCAAGAAUAUCGGUCGGCGAGAGUCCCGUACCACUGAAAACGCUAUUUAAAGGUAGAUAAUAUUAUAAUAAGGUAUAGGACAUACAUUCUCUAUGUCACCAUGUACGUCAGUCCAGUUAGGGCUUCGAAUAUCUUCAAAAGUAAUUGGAAAGAGCAAGAAACAGAGCGAGCAAAAGUUGUAAAAAGAAUAACCAACCUAUCCUGGUUUGAAAAUAACCUAGUGAUCCGUAUUCAAUAUCAGACUUCAUUGCUUCAUAGUGACAAAUUCAGACCACUUAAAAUAAAAUAUUGUCACUUGUGUGUAUAUACAGGGUGAUUUCUUUUAGCUUGAACCAGCAAUUAUCUCGGAAGAUUUUAAGUGAUUUAAUAUAUAAAUAUAUUAUACAUUUCCAAUAAAUAAAUCGAUUUUUAAUAUAGACAUCUGUAAACAAAUAAUAGUUACUUACAUAAUUAGAUAAAUAAAUAAGCUGUUAUUAAACCGAUAAAAUAAUUGAACGCCAAGUGUUUCAGUUUUUUUUUUUUAAAUUUUAAAUGUUUAUACAUCAAAGUGAUUUCUUCAAAUUCCUAUUUGGUUACAAAAUUCAAUGUGUUUAAGAGAAUAUUAUUUUCGAUUUCUAAAUUGAACCGUAUAAUAUUUACCAAAAUAACCAUUUGAUAAAUUAUUGCUCUGGUAAUUUAAUGAUCAGUAAAUGAUCAGUGUUAUUAUUCAAAUAUUUAUUUCAAGAUUGAACUUUUAUUUUUUUUCUCUCCGAGCAAAAAAUUAAAACCCGAUUUUUUUUUACAAAAUUUGGAAACCGCCCUAUAUAUAUCAUCAGUUGUCGAAUUACUAUGUUGGUGUUCACAAAAAUUUGUGAUACAAUUUGCCAUCCAUGGGCAAAUUAUCUCCCUUGAUCCUUGUUAAACGUGGUUUUACACCGUGCCUAAAAACGUGCAAAUUUUUUAUCCGAUAGUCCUUCAUUUAAAUUAUUUUUUUAGAUUACCAACAGCGUCUAUAUGGGGGUUCACACUUGAAUUUCGGACUUUUUUUUUCUUUUUUUUUGACCUCUGUCUGAUUUCCUUGAUUACCACCAAGGGAAAAUACUAGUUAAUCGCACAGCUAAUAAUUACUAUAAAUAUUGCGUUUUUUCCAUUUGAGAUUUUUUUAUUUUUUUUUUCCACUUGAAAUUUAUUGUGAUGUCUUCAAAAAAUGUUCAAUAAUUUGUAUACGAAUCAUUAUGCAUUGGACAUUAGUCCAUCACAACGAAUUAAACGCCCGAAAAGCGCUUCAGAAUGACUUUUUAAAUAGUCUAAUGUUUUCGAUUAAAAUGUACGGUAUCGUAGUAGUUGUAUAAACAGCAAUAAUUUAUGGAAUACGAUUACUGCACUAUUGAUAUUGCAAUAAACGACGACAAAACGAUAAACACCACGCGAUAAAAGUGCAUAAUAAAUGUAAGAAAAUGUCAAAGACGAUAAUGGAAAAAGAUGAAUAAAAGUGUAGCGUCGCGUCGAGGGUUUAUUAUAUUGUUUCGCAAAGUCGACGACGGGAUUUCAUAACGAUAUUGUUCGGUUAAAGAAGUCUGUGUUGUAUAUUACUCCCCCCCCCAAAUAAUAAAAAACAACAAUAAUGUAUCUAACACAUGUAUCUAAAGAAAAGGUGGACGUAUUUCGAACCAUGGGUGAACAACUGUUGGGUAGUUCGGAAAAUAGGCGGCAUGUAGGAUAAUUUAUUUGAUAAGCUGUAUGUAAGUCAAUACAAACGGAAAACUACUUCGAGUGGAGUAGUACUAUAUUCGUGUUUUUUCUUUUGUUCCCGAGAUAAUCCAGAAAACAAAAAUAAUAAAAAAUAAAAUCAAACAACGGACCCGGGUGUGAACGUUGACCUGUUUCAAUAAAUCGUCUCAAAUAAAUUACCACCGGCCGGAAAUUUCGCAUCUUCGGAUGUAUUUUGUGAACAAAUCUGUGCAUUUUCACUAACCGUGUUUUCCAAGAAAAGAAAACACAUUUUCGUAAAACCAAUAGCUUCUUUGUUAUACUCAGAAUCUAAAAUUAAAUUGCCUACAAUCCUUGUGGAUAAUAUUGACAUAAUGGUUUCGUUGUUAUUCGAAUGAAUACUAUACGAAUAAUAUCAUGUGGGGCUUGUUAAAAAAUCUGGGUACAUACCAACCAAAAUACCAACCUACUUGAAAAAUGUUAUACGAGUAUACUUAUACGUAUAAUAGGUAUGUUAAUGUUGUACAAUGAUGUUUAUUAUUUUUAUUUUUAUCUGCGAACAACUUUUCUACCAUAAAUUUCGCUCCGGUUUUCAAAUGUUGCUUUUAUUCUAAAAGGAAAUCUGACUGGGAUGAUUCUAUAAGAAUGCCAUUUUUUGAUUGUCCCAGCUGUUUUCAUAAUUAAUGGGAAAAACCGGGAAAAUAUAUUCAAUAUUAAACAAAUAUUAUCAAAGAAAAUAUUUAAUGCAUAUAUAACAAUUAUUUUACAUAAUAAAAUAAUAAAGUAAAAACAAAAUGAUUAAAUGGUUAUCAACUCGUAAAUAAAUAUAUAAAUAAAUAAAUGCGUCGUCUAGAGUAUUAUGAUAUACGUAUUGAACUACCGGUUUCAAAUUAAAAAUGUGUCGUCAGGUAAAAUCACAAAAGUAAAAAAAAACGCGACUCCAUUUUACCAUAAUACGACGUAUAUAUUGUUGACAAAGCAACACUAUUAACCGAACUCCGCUCAGAAUCGUGUUUCGUCAACAAUGGUUAACCGUUGCGUGCAGAUAUAUAAUAAAUUCCCCGUCUAUCUUCCCAGUUUCUCACUUACAACACUGGUCCACCCAUCAUACGAAUUUGUACAUUUUUUAAAAUUUAAUUUAUCGAACUCGAUAAUCUAUCGAAAUUCGAUUGCUGCGCAGAACUUGUCGAUUCUUCGCCGUCGCUACCAGAACUGUGUUUCCGGACUAUUAGCAGUGCAAUAAAAUACGUCUGGGUUAUCGUAUCGCCCGCUUUGAAUUCCUAUGAAAUACGAUCGACCGGAGCCGAGUAUGUGAAUGUAAUUUUUGAAGAGAUUUUGUUCAGGUAAACGUUAAAUACUCGAAUCAUUAAUUUGUACAUCAAUAAUAAUCCAAUUAGAAUAAUUUUAUCCGCAGACAUCGGGAAUAUUACAAAACGAAGAAAUGUGUUGUGCGCUGUGACCGAAAUGAUAUUCCCGUGGCGGAUUUUUAUCGGAUUAUCGAGGAACACGUAGUGCUCAAAGGAAGACUCGAAAGCGUACAGGUAUAUUUUAUUUUAUGUGGGUUUUCAAUAAUGUGUAAUUUUUUUUUUUUUGUCCGUAAACAAGUAUUUUAAACUGAAAUCUUGCUCCAAUCAAAAAACGGCAAAUAAAUACCGAAUUUAAUAACAAAUGUGUAACCGAAUUUAGUCAAUAACUAUGUAUCUUAUCUUCUCAACUUCAAACCAACAACAGUGGUAUACCCAUAAUUAGUAUCAGCUUUUUAUUUUCAAGGCCGAAAAAAUUCCGUUUCGUAUUCCAUUUUAUCGUAAACCAAAACGACUUUUUAACGUUACAGACCACAUAUAGACCCUUUGUUACCAAAACAAAUUUCUUCUCUUCUUAUUUUCUAUUUUACGCAUAACCCUUGAAUCCCCAUUCAAGUUCGGUCACAAAUCCACCAUAUCUCUCUGAACAGUCUAAACUAUAUCCAUCCAUCGUUGUUUAAGGCCUUCCGCCCGUCUACGAAGUAUUUUUUUAAUUCGAGUUGUUUAUGAACAUAAAUGAUACCAUUAUUAUUUUAUACGGUACAUUCGGUUGUCAAGUCUGAACAGUGCGUUUUUUAAUAAACCGAGAACGAGCUUUUCCUCAAUGCGUAUGAGAUCAAUUUACUUUUGUUUUAGGAAGAAAUCGAAUCGUUGUCUUCGCAGUACCGAAUCGUACAAAAAUGCUUAUUUAAUAAACUAAAAGAAAACACCGUGCAUUCGAUAUCCGGAUUGAGCGUAUUGAUAGACGACACUCAUGAAACAUUGUCGGAGAAAAUGUCAGAAAUUCUAAUUGUCAAACGAGUGAGUUUCUAAGUCCAACUAUCAAGUUAUAUUUAUUAUUGUUUUCGUUAUUAUAUUGUUUUGGUUACAGGAAUUAAAAGUGAAAUUUUCCGAUUUGAUGUCUCUGGCGAGAGUUUUGGUCACAAUGCUCAGACUAUGUUCGAAUAACGACAAAAUUCUCAACGAUUUUAAAGAGUGUAUUGUUCACUUUACCGAUAAUCAAGUAAAUUAUUAUGAUUUUUUCCUCGUAAACUAUAUCGCAAUAUAGUUAUUAAAAUAUCGAAUUUUCAAUGUUACCGAAAUAUUAUUGUCACGCUAUUGUAAAUGUAUUAAAAUCCGAACAGACUGAAUUGAAUUGGUGAAUUUUAAUCAAAUCGCUUUUUUUUUUUUUUUUUUUAUAAAUAAAUAUCGUAGUGACAGUACUUUUUCACAUAUAUUAGAAAAUGCUUUUUAUUGUAACUGAAAUUCGCUUGUUGAAAUCAUCUCAUUGGUAUGCGCAGUACAUUCUGUGUAACGUUUUCAAAUUAAAAGCGUGCGACUCCGAGCAAUGAUAGUCGAGUAAAUUGAAAUUAAAAUUUAUGAAAAUGAAUUUGAUUAGAAAUCAUUAAAAAAUGCGCGUAAAACAUUUUGAUUAUGAUACAGUUACUUUAAAAUCAUAUAACAAACGGAUAACGUAUUUUAUUAGGUGUACUGUCGUGAAUUAAACAGUUUUUAGUAAUUUCUAUGCCAAGUAAUCAAAUUGAAAAAUAACUCAAAAUGUGGACUUUAAAAGCAAUUAUACCAUUUUAUAUUUGAACGAAUUCGACGAAACCAUAACUAUGGCGUUUUAUGUAAACGGCAUAGUUGUUUCUCACACUUUGAUCGAAAUCUACGCUCUUUUUGUGCAUUUUUUUAAAAUCUAAAAAUGGAAAGAAAAAAUAUUUACGUGCAAUAGAGAUCCUUCAUUAAAGUCAAAUUUACCAAACUUUUAUCACUGUCUAUAUAAAAAAAAAAAACUCUCAAGUCACGAGUUUAGUUGGCCCAUAGGGUGCCACAAGUAUGAAGUGUCAAAAAGUAGCGAGAAAAACGAUGUACAAUACUGCGCAGUAAUCUCUACUUUCGGGGAAAAGUCGCCAAAAAAAUGUCCUACGAGUUACGACGAUAUUUCGAUACCUCAAAUUAUUAUUUUUUGAUUAUCGAUAAUCGUUUGUGUCUGAUGUUUAGAACUGGGAAGAUAUCGUUUUGCAAUCGUUGAGUUAUAUGGUUGGUAAUGAAGUCGUGUUAAACGUUCAAAACGACGACCCGGCACACUUAGUAAUGAGUUUAAGAACUCUGAUCGACAACGUAAUACAACGCGUAACGACGACAGGCAAAGACGAAUUACCGGUCAAAUUGACGAGAGAAAAUUCCAGAGGUAUGUUAUAAAAAAAAAGAAACAAGAUUUUAUAAUAUAGGUGAGAGUAUAUAUUAUUUGUAUGGCUGAACGAUAUAAAAAAAGUCCAUAAAAAUGGCUGUAUAAUAAUUAUGACAAUAUUUAAAGUGGAGAUUCACACUGGAACAUAAUUAUAGCGUUUUAAUCAAAGGUGGGCAGUACAUAAACCGAUACUUGAUGUCGACAACGGUUUUUUUAAAAAACUUUGAUAUUUAUUUAUUUUUGAUAUUUUUUGGAUUAAAAAUGUCUAUUGUCAUAACAAUAUGUCUUUCGAUUAUGAAAAAAGUAAAUCGGAUUUUCAGUCAAAUUUCGUAUAUAUUAAAUAAUUUAAACAUUAAUUCAUGGUUUUCGAUUUUAAAUAUCGGAUAUCCGGUAUCGGUUUUGUAUCGGUAGAAUAUAUCGGAUAUUGGUAAACAGUAGUACCGGCUCAUCCUUAGUUUUAAUGUGAACCCGCCGUUACCUUAAUCUUAUUCGGUUCCUAUAUUUUUUUCUUCUUGUAAAUAUUCUUAAAAUUAGUUUGUUAUAACUAUCCAUACUCUAUUGUUUGUUGUUGUAGCCUCAGUAUUUUUAUAGAUCCUUGUAUUUUUAACGAUAUAUAACCUUAGUAUCCUUCAACAUCAACUCCGUCAAUAAUUGGUUUUAGUAAGCUUCUUUUUACACACAUAUAUAUAUAAUAAUAAUGUUUUAAUUUUGUUUGUUUUUAAGGAGCCGUGUCACCUAUUUUGGAAUCUGAAGAAGAUUUUUAUGCUUAACAUAGUCGGUCGAAAACAACGAAACGAUGGCAUAGUGGCAAGAUGACAUCAAAAGUUGGCAAAAAUUAGUUUUAUAUUUUGUAUUUUGUAUUUUUUUCUAUCUGUAAACAACUUGUUGACCAGUAAUCUUGAUCCAAUUAUCAACUUAAGUCUUAAGGGGUGGUUAUUGGUUGAAAAUAUUAUCUAGUUGACAAAUUUAAGAGGCCCUUUGUUAUUUUCCGAGUAGUUUUCUUAAUAGUCGGAGAAAACCGGGAAAAAGCUUCGGAAAAACGGAAAUAUUUACGUAAUAAUUAAGGGUUACUGCGUUAAUGAUCGAUUAAAUUUUUUGUUGUAAACCAAUUAAAAAUAAUCAAAAAAAUCUGACAUUUUCAUUAAAUUAAUUAGCCUUAUAUAAUUAGCCUUUUCUAUACUUGGUAAAAUGUUCAACAUUUUCCCCAGAUUUUUGAGCUAUUUAAAACUAUUUGAAAAUGUUUGCUGUCCGUGUGAAAUUAUUAUAUGACAUCGCAGAAUAUUAAGCACGGAAAGACCCGAAAGUGAACUUGAAUUAUUAUUAUUAUGGUCAUGAUAAAAUUAAUAAUGAUAAAUUGGCAUCACUCAUGUUUAAUUAUUGUAGAUUCAUUAAAUUAAAAAAAAAAAAAAUUAAAAAUCAUACAAUCAUAAUACAAAAUUGACAUGUUGCUAUAAUGACCUAAUGAUAUUUUGAAGUUGG
Molecule: messenger RNA, 20650 nt
Organism: Cinara cedri
Lineage: Eukaryota; Metazoa; Arthropoda; Insecta; Hemiptera; Aphididae
Source: the annotation of a GenBank genome assembly